AUGAUUAGCGAAGGAAGAAACAACCACCUCAUCGACAAUUGGAAAUGUUUGGUCAUUUGCUGUGCGGUCAGCAUGGCCAAUUGCCAGUAUGGCUUUGAUACCGCUGCUGUCGCUGGUUUCCAGGCCAUGAUCGGUUUCCUCGAAGUCUUUGGCUACAAGGACCCGAAAGUCAAAUCCGGCUGGAAUAUCAAUACCAAGCCUCAGCAGCUGAUUUCAAGCUUCCUCAACGUCGGUACCAUUGUCGCGGUGCUCCUCGGCGGUCCAUUUUCCCAUCGGUUCGGUCGCAAACCGGCAAUCUGGAUUGCCGCCGUCGUAUCGAUGGUGGCAUGCGGCGUCCAGGUCGGAGCCAAUGGUCUUGCAGGCCUCUAUGCCGGCAGGAUUCUUCUGGGGCUGGGGAACGGCUGGUUCAUCUUGUUCAGCAACAUCAUGACGGUGGAGCUGGCUCCCCCACAGCACCGGGCCUUGCUUGCCUCGUUCUUUGGAUUUUGGGUGAAUCUCGGAAGCAUUCUCGGAGCCGUUGCCGACAACUAUAGCAAGAACCUGCACAGCCGUCUGGCAUAUCGGAUUCCUCUGGCUUCGUUAUUCGCGAUCCCAUUCCUGCUCAGUAUCUUCCUAUUCUUUGUCCCAGAAUCGCCUCGCUGGCUCCUUUUGCAAAACAGGCCAGAAGAGGCCCGCCGAGCAUUGGAGAGCAUCAGAGGCAAAUCUCUCAAGGCAGAGCUUUUGAACGAGGAGUUCGUCGAGAUGCAAAGAGGGAUUGACCAAGAAAAAGAACUAGCAUCGACAACCUCGGUCUUGGACAUGUUCAAGGGUACCGAUCGCCGGCGGACGAUCCUGGCAGCGGGGGCUAUCGCAUCGCAUGCAGCGUCUGGAGUCUGGUUCACAAUCUCGUACAGCACGUUCUUCUACCAGAUGGCAGGCAUCGACAAGCCAUUCCAGGCGACCAUUCUGCAGAAUUGUCUCGGAUUGAUCGGCGCAAUGUGCGGCAUGUUUCUAAUGCACAAAGUCUUUGGCCGCCGCACGAUGCUUUUGAUCGGAUCUGCCGGCUGCUGCAUCUGCAUGUUGGUCAUUGGUUUGUUGAGCCUUGCUGGACAUGGAAAAAGUGCUGGCCAAGCGCUGGUGGGCUUUGCGCUGAUGUUCAGUUUCUUCUACAAUGGCUUCACGGGCACGAUUACCUGGCCGAUUGCAGGGGAGCUUGUCAGCUCUCGACUGCGAGUCUUCAGUGUUGGCCUCGGCACUGGCAUCAACUAUUUCUUCAACUGGCUGAUCUCGUACUGCACACCAUAUUUCCUGAAUGCGAACAAUCUCGACUGGGGGGCGAAGUAUGGCUACAUUUGGGCGGGGUCGAAUGCGAUUGCAUUCGUGUUUUUCUUCUUCCUCAUCCCGGAGACCAAAGGACGUUCGUUGGAGGAAAUCGAUGAGAUGUUUGUCAACAAGGUGCCGCGCAGUCAAUUCAAGACAUAUCAAUGCGUCUCAUCAGAGAGGGCCCGCGAGAUCGCUGAAAAGGAGCUCGACGAAGUUACGAAGAGUGGCAUCACUGUCCACGCUGAGAAGGUCUGA
Molecule: messenger RNA, 1557 nt
Organism: Fonsecaea multimorphosa CBS 102226
Lineage: Eukaryota; Fungi; Ascomycota; Eurotiomycetes; Chaetothyriales; Herpotrichiellaceae
Exons: 4
Coding region: 1-1557 (518 amino acids)
Biological process (GO): carbohydrate transport; transmembrane transport
Cellular component (GO): membrane
Molecular function (GO): carbohydrate:proton symporter activity
Source: RefSeq, a predicted model, not a curated record